AUGUCGACAGAAACAUUAUACGCCGGAUCCUGGGGUCAAGGACAGAUGAAAUCCCGGUCACUCGACAUAUAUACACACGACACAAAGGCUGUGAGCGAUAUAGCACUGGCCGAGUCAAGACCAGCAGCCUUCAACUCGAAGCAACGGAUGGGAUUCUGGUCAAAGUUCAAACGCUCCAAGAGCCAAAACAUAAGCAACUACAACACCAAACCAAACACAAUACCCCAGCGAGCAAAAUCAGACGCAAAUCUAGUAUGGUGUCCUGAACAGAAGAUAUGGCUCUUUGCACGCCAACCCAUCAGCCACUCGUCACCUUCCUCCCGAGAACAACAACUCAACUCAAAAUCAAAGCAUACUUCCACCACUACACUCCCACCGCGAGCCGAAUAUGAUGAAGACGAACUCCUUUUCGCCCAGCUACCAGGUCACUAUUGUCUGGGUAUAUACACUGAGGCCAACAACGAGCCCAUAAGCCCCUGUGAGCCAGACUAUUUUGACUUCUCGAGGCAAAAGGCCGUGCGCGAGAGCAGAUGGAUGGCAGUUGCCCAACGAAUCGGACCAAAGAGCCCCGUGGGAUGA
This is a messenger RNA of Microsporum canis CBS 113480, 579 nucleotides long. RefSeq lists its product as uncharacterized. The coding region runs from base 1 to 579 and encodes 192 amino acids. The record is from RefSeq and is a predicted model, not a curated record. NCBI's taxonomy places the organism in Eukaryota, Fungi, Ascomycota, Eurotiomycetes, Onygenales, Arthrodermataceae. The transcript has a single exon.